Molecule: messenger RNA, 6744 nt
Organism: Oncorhynchus kisutch (coho salmon)
Lineage: Eukaryota; Metazoa; Chordata; Actinopteri; Salmoniformes; Salmonidae
Gene: smg6
Product: SMG6 nonsense mediated mRNA decay factor
Exons: 18
Coding region: 46-4896 (1616 amino acids)
Biological process (GO): nuclear-transcribed mRNA catabolic process, nonsense-mediated decay
Cellular component (GO): telomerase holoenzyme complex
Molecular function (GO): protein binding; telomerase RNA binding; telomeric repeat DNA binding
Source: RefSeq, a predicted model, not a curated record
GUGUGUGUGUGUGUGUGAGAUGUGUGUGUGUACACAGAAACGAAGAUGGCGGACGAACUAGACCGAGUUCGAAUUUCAGCUGCGGAGCUGCGAGCUGAAGCGUCGACUUUGACCAACCAUCACGACGAUUGUCACAGAGAGGAGCGAGGAGAGGAGGGACGUGGCCAACGACAGCAGCGUCACCACGGCAACGACCCGUCAAAACGCCCUGACCUGCAGCGCUACACGCCCGGGGCUGGCCAUGGCAACCGUCGCCAUGACAGCGAGGACGGCGGCGUAGUCAUCUCCCCUGGAGACCUGUUAGCCAUGACCUCUGACCCUGAGGUGGAACUGGUGAUGUCACUGCCACAGGAGGAGGAAGAAGGACACAACAUGGCUGCCACUGAGACAGUUUCAACUGAACCUGGAUGUAUAGAUGGAGGGAUGGGGAAAGGAGGAGGAGAGAAAUGUGGAGGAGGUUUUUCUUCAAACCGGGGUGGAUGCUCUCGAGCGCCUGCACAACAGAGGACUCGAAGAGGUGACCACCACACCACCAGAGCAGACAACAACAACAACAGUAGUGCAAAGGGACCGUCAGGCUCAGCUAACCGACCACAGAACUCCAGACAGAGGGAUGAGGUGAGAGGGAAGAACCAGAGGGGUAGAGAGCCAGCAGGGCGUUCCCCUGGCUCUCCCAAGGCCACCAGGAAGACCCGUAAACCUGACCGAGAGAUCUACCAGCCUGGGGGUCGGAGGAGCACCACCACCACCCAGGGGGAAGAGGGAAGAGAGACAGAGAAACCUGCUCCUGGUCCCCCUGAUCCUGUCAGAGAGGAAAGCCAAGCCAGGAGGGAACCAGUCAUAUGGAGAGAGAAAGAGGAAGAUGGCAGAGGGGGUGAAGAGACAGGCAGAAGGCAGGGGAGGAGAGAAACAGGGAAAGCAGCCGUCUCAGACCAUGGAGUAGAGAACCUGACUGGGAAGAUACAGACACUCUGCGUGACUGCCCCACCUGGGAGAGAAGAGGAGGGGAAGAGAGGAGAGGGUGAGGAAGGAGUAGGCAGGAGGAGGAAGGCAAGCGGUGAAGGCAGGAGGAGCAGAGCUGGAGGUGGAGGCAAGGGACGAGUAGGAGGAGGAAAUGAAGGAUGCGAGAAGACUGAGGAGGAGGAGAAGAAGAAGAGAGAGAGGGGAAACCGCAGGAACAGAGGAGGAGGGGAGAAAGGGGAGAAUCAGGACUCCAGGAGAAGAGGAGGAGAGGGUGAGCGAGGGAUGACCGAGAGAGACAGGAGAGUGUCGGAAGAAGAUGGAGAGAGGGAAGCGAACCGUCCUGUAGAUGCACAGCCAGCAAAGGGAAGAGAAAAACAGAGGGAUAGAGAUACUGAGAGAGACAACCAGAGAGGGAACAACAGACCCCAACCUCUACCCUCAGAUAUAAACAGAGAGAAGAAUGUAGAGAUGCAGAGAAACAGAGAUAGGAGUGAGAGAUGCAGGGCUAACACUAACAACCACCACCACUCGUCAUCUUCCUCUAAACACAACUCCAAGUCAAACAUCAGAAGACCCAGGAAUCGCACCUACAGCACCAGUUCUGCCAGCAGUGGCACCAGCCUGGAUGGACUGGGACAAGGGGAUGAUCGGAGGGAGGACAGGGCCCGACGAGACCGACUGGGACACAGGGAGAGAGACGGAGGAGAGGGAGGAGGAGGUCAGCUACCGAACAGGAGGAGAAACACUAGAGACUCCUCAACAGACUCACUGGAGGAGAGGAGGAGAGCUGGAGGAGAGGAGUACUUGAGCCCCCUGUGGAGGAGAGGGGAGGAGGAGAGCAGAGGGGGAAGAGGACACAGAGGAGGAGGGAGAGGAGGGCUCCUGAAAGUGUCUCAGAGCGACAGACAGUCAGGUACCUCCCAUGCCACCUCAGGCCCCAGCGAUGACCCCCAGGGGCGCCUCAGGCAGGGCACUCUGCCUCGUGGUAAGGAGAGGGGCAUUCUCAUCCUCCCCGCCCACACUGACCUCUCCAAUUUGCCUACGGAGCCCGGGCCAAGGCUCCUGUUUGGUGGGAUUCGAGGAGGAAAAGAGGUGGGACUAGGGAGAGGAGGAAGGGGCGGAGGAACAAGGCGGCUCUGGGAUCCGAACAACCCCGACCAGAAACCCGCUCUCCGGCUCUCCCAGCAUGCCUCUCUCCAGCAGCAGCAGCCCAUGUACCUGCAGACGGGUGGUGGUUACGGAGCGCUGCACUUCCUGGAUACGGACGACGAGGCUGCAGGGAGUCCCCCGGUCCGCCAGGGGGAGCACUUCUACCCCCAGCAGGAGGCCGCAGCCAUGGCCCAGGCCUUCUACAAAUACCAGAACUCUGACAACCCUUACCCUUACAAUGCCAACCCUAAUGCACGUUACCCGUACCCCUACCACACUAUGCCUACCACCCCCUACCAGAUGCCCUCUUCCAAUGGCAUUUACCCAGCCCAGUUUUACGGGGAGUAUAGGGGCCAGGGGUACCAGACUGGGGCUGGAGCAGGUCUGACACCAGAGGAGGUGGAGCAGCAGGCCAGGGGAGAGCUGGGGAGACAGCUGAGGGCUGCAGACAGCCAGGAGUUACAACUCAGCAACCUCCUAUCUAGAGACAGACUCAGUGCUGACGGACUGGACCGCAUGGCUCAACUCAGAGCUGACCUGUUGACCCUGUAUGAGCGGGUGAUCCUAACAGACAUAGAGUUCAGUGACAGUCAGAACCUGGACCAGGCUCUAUGGAAGAACGUGUUCUACCAGGUUAUAGAGCACUUCAGACAGCUCCUCAAAGACCCCAGCGGAGACUCAACCCUGCGCAUCACCCCCAUGCUCCUCACUCUGCUGGACGAGGGGACGGUGUUCUUUGAUGCACUGCUGCAGAAGCUUCAGACGGUGUUUCAAUUUAAACUGGAGGAUUACAUGGACGGCAUGGCCAUCAGACCACGGCCACUACGCAAGACGGUGAAGUAUGCUCUGAUCAGUGCCCAGCGGUGUUUGAUCUGUCAGGGGGACAUCGCCCGUUACCGAGAGCAAGCCAGCGACUCGGCUAACUACGGCAAGGCCCGCAGCUGGUACCUGAAGGCCCAGCAGAUUGCUCCUAAGAACGGACGACCUUACAACCAGCUGGCCCUGCUGGCUGUUUACACGAAGAGGAAGUUGGAUGCAGUGUAUUACUACAUGCGUAGCCUUGCUGCCUCCAACCCCAUCCUCACUGCCAAGGAGAGUCUCAUGAGUCUGUUUGAAGAGGCCAAACGCAAGGCGGACCAGAUGGAGCGGAGGAGGAAGCAGGAGUCGGAGGGGGGGUCCAGGGGCCCGGGGGUCCGAGGAGGAGGACGGGGGGAGGAGGGGGCCAGGGUGGAGAUCUGGGUCGGCCCUAUUGGACAGGCAGGGGUUCCAUCAUCACACCGCGGGGGCAGCGAGUCCAGCAGAGACUCUGAACAGGAAGGAGAACUGGGCAACCUCAGCCCUAGUGAUCUCAAUAAGAGGUUUACACUCAGCUUCCUCCACGCUCACGGAAAACUCUUCACUAAAGUGGGCAUGGAGUCGUUCCCUUCGGUGGCCAGUCGGGUUCUCCAGGAGUUCACAGUGCUGCUCCAACACAGCCCCUCCCCUCUGGGCAGCACACGCAUGUUGCAGAUCAUCACCAUUAACAUGUUCACGAUACACAACGCUCAGAGCAGAGGAGGAGACAGUGAGGUGAGAUCUGUGUUACAGGAACAGACUACAGCUCUGGGUCUGGCCAUGUUCUCUCUACUGGUCCAACGCUGCACAGAGCUGCUGAGAGACACACCCGCAGACCUGUGUAAUGCGUUGGCGCGUGUCGACCACGGCGAGGCGCCUCUGUACAAGGCAGACGGGGACGGAGGCGAGGGGGAUGAGGAGCUCCGCCUGCUGCUAUUGGAGGAGGACAGGCUACUGGCGCCGGCUUCGUCCCGCUGCUCGCUGCCCCACAGGAACCCGGCUUACGCGAUAGCUGCAGACUGUAAAAGGGUAACAGUAUUGAAGUAUUUCCUGGAGGCUCUGUGUGGACAGGAAGAACCUCUCCUGGCUUUUAAAGGAGGGAAGUACGUCUCCAUGGCAACCUCUCCCCAACCCGGUCGCCCCGGCGACGCGCGCAGCAGACAGGACUCGCAGACAGAGAGAGAGAGUGAUGACGUCAUCGUGGAGGCGGAGUCGUCUGUGUCGGACGGUGAUGAUGGCAGUGAGGAUGACAUCCGAGAGCUCCGGGCCAGACGCAGCGCCCUCACCAACAAACUGGCUGAGCAGCAGAGACGCAGGGACAAGAUACAGGCGGUGUUACAGACGUGUGGUCAGUUGGAGUUAGAGGUACGUCCUCUUUUCCUGGUCCCUGACACCAAUGGUUUCAUCGACCACCUCACCGGCCUCAAGACACUGCUUCAGUCUGGGACCUACAUUGUGGUGGUGCCCCUCAUAGUGAUAACAGAGUUGGAUGGUCUGGCAAAGGGGCAGGAGAGCUGCGAUGGCUCUGGCAGUGGGCGUGGUGGCAGUGGUUGUCGUGGAAACACCGGUGGUGGUGGCCCGACCCACCACCGGUCAGUCCAGGAGAAGGCUAAGGUUGCCGUGGCGUUUCUGGAGCGAGGGUUCGAGGCCAGGGAGCCCUGUCUCAGAGCGCUGACCAGCAGAGGAAGUCAACUGGAGUCUAUCGCCUUCCGCAGCGAAGACACCUCCGGACAACAGGGAAACAAUGAUGAUGUCAUCUUGUCCUGCUGUCUCCACUACUGCAAAGAUGAGGCUAAAAGCUUGAUGCCUGCACAGACAAACGGUCCGGUGCGUUUGCGUCGGGAGGUGGUUCUCCUGACAGAUGACCGUAACCUGCGGGUCAAAGCCCUGACCAGGAAUGUGCCGGUCAGAGACAUCCCCGCAUUCCUCACCUGGGCCAAAGUGGGCUGAACCGGGUCACACACAGACCACGCCCAGAGCACCCAGACAACCAAUCAACUGCUGAUAACCGCUGGCCACCUCCCACACCACCUUGGAGUGGAGAAGGAGAAUAUACGCUAAUGCAGAAGAGAAGACUGUUGGGGGGAGAGAGACGAAGGAGAAACUCUUUUUUUUUUUUGGUGGAAAAGCUCAAAUGAAAACCAAAAAAAAUGUUAUUUUUUGGGGGGAGGAGUGGAAUGAGUUGAAUUGCCUGAGAGCUUUUUUCUCCUCUCGUUGUGGUGAGGUGUGUGUGUUAAUAACUGCUCCUCUCAGAGGGAAGGAGGAGGGAGGACAGGAGCAGAGAGAGAUGCAGGAAGAACUGUAGGAGAGAGAGAGAGAGGGGAGAAGAGGUGUGUGUUAUUAUCUGGCUUCUCCAUUCCAGCCGUGCGCCCUUCAUAACUUCUGCAGUGUGUUCACAAGGCCAGCAGCAGUAUUUAUCUCUGGAAACGACAGAGCAGAGAAGGAAUAGAGAGAGAGAAAGAGGUUAGGGCUGAGGAGGAAGGCCAUAGCUGAAGACUUAUCUCUGGCUGUGUGAUUUGUCUGUUUAACUGACAUCUUGUCUGUAACCCCAGAGCAGCACAAAGAGAGGCCCUGUAGUGGCAAGGAGGGAGGCUGUGGUGAUGGAUUACCAGGUUCUGGUGUAUUAGAUAGGGGAUUGGUACACCCACCUUAAUCUCCUUGACGCAGAGCCACACGCUCAGCCUCGGAUGGCCAGGAUGUGGUUUGCAUCCCAGUUGCCCAGCAACAGUGUUGGUGAUGUUGGUACCCCCAGCAGCUUGAUGGUGACGGAGUCAUUUCCAAGUUGGGGUUUCUAUAAAGGAGCAGCUUUAAAGAAACGUUUUUAAAAAGAUGAAGAAAAUAGACUUUUUCUGAUUUAGCAUUGUGGAUGUGGCGGUGGUUAAUGUAGAGGCCAUAAUGACAUCACAAUACCCCAUAAUGACAUCACAAUACCCCAUAAUGACAUCACAAUACCCCAUAAUGACAUCACAAUACCCCAUAAUUUUUCUUUUCUUUUUCUGAUUUAGCAUUGUGGAUGUUGCGGUGUGUUUUGUGUCCAUUGUGUGUGUGUGUGUGUGUGUGUGUGCGUACGUGUUUGUGUGUGAUGUUUAUGCUCUACAGAAGAGCUCGUCUUUCUGCUUACAUUUUUUUUCCACCCACAAACCGUUUUGGUUUGUUUUAAGUUUUUUAACAAGUCAAAUAAGAUUUGAAUGUUUUAUUUCAUCAUAAAUGUAGUUUGUUUCUCUUGGGUUUUUACCACCAACAGCUUAACUGUUGUAACUCAACAGCUUGUUCAGCUUCUAUUCAUUAUCUAUCUAUUUUUCUUCACAUUAAGUAUAGAACUCUGCUGAUCUGAGUGAACAUAUCUAGACUGGCUAGAUAUGUUCAGUAACGUGUGUGUGUGUGUGCGUGUGCGUGUGCGUAACAGGAUUUCUUGUUAAUGGUAAUUGGCGGAUUUUUCCCCACUCCCUAAAAAAUAAAACAAGGUAAGGCGAUAAAUACAAUUUGCCUCAGCCAAAUUGUCCGGAAGAAUCUCAUUUGCAAAAGAUUGCUUUUGUUGUUGUUGUUGUUGGAAAUACAUUUAUCCGGUCCUGCUUAUCGGCCUGUAGGUAAAUGUGCAUAAUUAAGUGGAAUUAAAUUGUCGCGUUCCAUCUUCCCACGGCAUACAGAGACCUGAACAUCACCUGUCAGACAGAGCUGCUGCUGCUGAGACUCUGGUUCAGCUCGUUGCUCGACUGAAAAGCACUUUUAUAAGCCCAGCUAUUAUUACGCAACAAUUCUAAAUGUAAUCGCGUGUUAACAGUUUUGAUUGCCACGAUU